Messenger RNA from Spizellomyces punctatus DAOM BR117, 1389 nucleotides. RefSeq lists its product as uncharacterized. The record is from RefSeq and is a predicted model, not a curated record. Bases 84 to 1217 code for a protein of 377 amino acids. NCBI's taxonomy places the organism in Eukaryota, Fungi, Chytridiomycota, Chytridiomycetes, Spizellomycetales, Spizellomycetaceae. Gene Ontology annotation, molecular function: oxidoreductase activity. The transcript has 4 exons.
ACCCAUCUGUUAUAAAGUACGUCUGGUAGAGCAUUCGGCCUCGAUCCCCAUACAGUACUUUGCAUUUUCCACCGUACAGAAUUAUGGCAGCAAUCACACGCCGGGUCUGGUUUGUCCCAAAUGCCGGUGCACUCUCCAACCUCGUCAUAAAGGAGGAACAGCUACCACCCCCCGCCGCAGACGAAGUCCGGGUCAAGGUUCACUCCAUUGGACUAAACUUUGCAGAUGUCUUCUCAGUCCUUGGGUUAUAUGAAGCGGCGCCGAAAACCAAUCUUGUCCCGGGGCUUGAGUUUGCUGGUGUUGUGGAAACGCCUGGAGGGGGAUUCAAAGUAGGCGACCGCGUGCUUGGAACUGUGCGAUUCGGAGCGUAUGCAAGCCAUCUGAACGUGAACCCACUGUAUCUCCGGCAUAGCCCCAAUGGCUGGUCCUUUGAGGAAGCGGCUUCCUUCCUCAUCCAAUCCCUCACAGCAAUCUACGCCAUCCGUGAGCUCGCCGCCCUUAAACCUGGAUCUACAGUUCUUGUACAAAGCGCGGCCGGAGGUGUCGGCUUACAGGCGCUGAGGAUCUUGGAGGCGAUGCCCAAUGUAUCCGUAUUGGGUGUGGUCGGAAGCCCAAGUAAACUCAAAUUUCUGAAUGACACCUUCCCUCCGGCAAAAAACAAUGAGGAUCCAAACGCCAAAAGAAAGAAUUGGCGAUUCAUCUCUCGUGCUGAGACAGGAUCCGAGUUUGCAGCCCAAAUGUCGGAUUACAUCUCGUCUCACCCAACCCUUACCGGAUUUGAUCUCAUUCUCGACUCUGUAGCCGGCCCUUACUUCCAUCCAAUGUACGCUGCCAUGAAUCCUGCUGGUCGCCAUGUUAUUUUUGGCGCUGCAUCUUUGGCUCCUGCAACUCUGGAUCUUACCCCUCGCCUUUCUUUCCUCUCACCUGUCAACCUAUUCCGUGCCAUUAAGCUGGGUUACAAAUACUCUAUGCGUCCCCGCGUCGACCCGAUGAAACUCAUGGGAGACAACAAAGCUGUCAUGGGAUUCAAUCUGAUCUGGUUGUAUGAUAAAGCAGAGCUAUUAAGCGGACUGUACGGAGAGUUGGAAAGGUUGAACUUGAAACCCCCACACGUUGGACACCGAUUUGAUUUUGAGGAGAUGCCAGCGGCCCUUGCCCUCUUCCAAAGCGGUUCAACAGUAGGCAAAGUUGUCAUUAACGUUAAACACGACAAUUGAAUUUAGCCUAGUAUAGCACGUUGAUAGUCGACUAGUCGCCACGCUAGCCAGAGUUUCUUUCCUUCCCUUCUUCGAUCAUUUCUCCGUUUUUGCAGGAAACUUCGUCUAGCAACGCUCUUUAGUGAGCCUCAUUUAGUUACAUAAUAUACAUAUAUUUUAGCUAGGAAGCCAA